This is a messenger RNA of Penicillium riverlandense, 1314 nucleotides long. Its product is annotated as DASH complex subunit ASK1. Lineage: Eukaryota; Fungi; Ascomycota; Eurotiomycetes; Eurotiales; Aspergillaceae. Gene Ontology annotation, biological process: attachment of spindle microtubules to kinetochore. The record is from RefSeq and is a predicted model, not a curated record. Gene Ontology annotation, cellular component: mitotic spindle pole body; mitotic spindle; DASH complex. Bases 1 to 1314 code for a protein of 437 amino acids. The transcript has 4 exons.
AUGUCUCGCCAGCAGACUCAGCCCCAGCGGCCUCUGUCGCUAACGGAGGAGCUGGAGAAAUUGGAACAGUCCAUCACACUGACACUGCAAGAGAUCGACCACAAUUUUAGCCAGGCCCAUCGCAUCGUGACGACAAGUAUUUUACCCCUGGUGGAGCAAUAUACGGAGCAUUCCCGAGAUGUCUGGGACGGUGCCAAGUUCUGGAAGCAAUUCUUCGAAGCAAGCGCGAACGUAUCCCUGUCUGGGUAUGAAGAGCAGCCCAAUGAUGAUGAUACCGUCCAGGAGCCCACGGCGACAGAAGAGGAAUUGUCCGCCGACAUGACCCAGAGCACCGGCGUUGACGAAGCCGAUCAGUCCUCCGAGACGCCUGCUUCGCAUCGCAAGGAUGCUCACCACGGAGAUGAGCUUGACCUUAGCGAGCUCAAUAUCUCCUCACACAGUACACCGCGUGCUCCGGGGCAAGGCCAGGCGGCUGGCGACGACGACAUCACAUCCACGUCCAUCGAGUAUUCCUCGUACGAACACCUGAAAAAACAAGUCAACGAGAACAAGCCGCCAUUUGACAUGCAGGACUCAUCCGAGCUGCCAUCCACGCCGGGCAAACAGACUUUCUUUCCCCACGGCGUCUCGUCUGCAACUCCGAUGUCCUCCCCGUUCCUUCCACCCGCCUCGUCAGCAAGAAAUCCCCCUGCGUCACGGGAUACCCGGUACCAAAAGUCCACAGACCCCGUCUUGCACCAGAUGCUCGACCGGACUUAUCGAGUGCAAGCCACGCCUCUUGGCAAAGGAUAUCGCAAUCCCGGCGCCGGCGGUGCCAGCGCUCGCGCCAAGUUCACGGUCACGCCCAAGCCGGCUGAGAAAUCUCGCUAUACCUUUGACGAUUCUCCCCUUUCCAGCCCGGAGCCCGAGGCGCCGCAGCUGCACUCCGACAUAUUUUCUUCUCCUCUCAAGGGUGCCACGCCCGGCACCGCGCGUAAGCGGCGGACCAGCAGUAACCGUCCUCGGGCCACUCCUCGACCUGGCAUGAGCGUCUUGACUCCCGCGAAGAAGUCCACCGGUAAGCAAGCCAUGUGGGACAGCGAUGAUGAUGAUAUCGACGACGACGAUUUCGGGCCCAGUCCCCCCAAGACAAUGCAAUUCCAUGUCCCUCAGAGUCGGUUGAUGAAAACACCCGCCAAGGAAGCCUCCAAGCGCAUCGUCACCGACCUCCUGGCCACUGCAGGCGCGGAUGACCUCACCGAUGAAGCGGGCGAUGACGACCACAGCCCGAGUGUCAUUGGGCGCAUGGAUCGUCUGGAAGAUGAUACCUUUUAA